This is a messenger RNA of Staurois parvus, 252 nucleotides long. The record is from the annotation of a GenBank genome assembly. Lineage: Eukaryota; Metazoa; Chordata; Amphibia; Anura; Ranidae.
CCUCACGCAGUCAGUCAGUGCCUUCAGUCAGCGCUGCACAUCAGUGUCACCCAUCAGUGCCCAUCAGUACCUCCUAUCAGUGCCCAUCAGUGUCGUUUAUCAGUGACCAUCAUUUCUGCAUAUCAGUGCAGCAUCAUUAUGCCCCUUCAUCAGUGCAACCUCAUUAGUGCCCAACAGUGCUGCCUAUCCAUGCCACCUCAUCAGUGCCCAUCAGUGCUGCCUAUCAGUGCAGCCUCAUCAAAGCACAUCAGU